AUGGCCACCCACAAAGGACUUAGCAAAGGGACGCUGAGCCUGCGGUUUAUGCAGAAUUCCCAGAGAACCAGCAAAUCACAAGUCGAACUAGACAAAGCUGAAGUUAAGGACGAUGGGGAAUGGGAAGUUGGACAGGAUGUUCGAGAAACCUGGGGCGUGGGGCAGUCAGAAUCAGGACCGCAGAUCACAUACGAAGCGUCGUACCUUCCGUUCGUAUUUCGGUCACAGAGCCCCCCAAAUGCAGAAAACACAAAAACGGAACUCGGAACAGAGGCUGAUGUAGUGCUUCCAAAGGGUCGACGGCGGUUUAAACUAGGCCUAGAAGUACAAAGCGACCAGGACAAACCACGAGCUGGGGAAACCAGCCAGCCGAGUCAGACAAACUCCCAGGCGAAACUCACGCGGCUGAAGUCGAUCUCAGGAUCUUCCGCUGCUCAUGGUAAAGCUCCAAAGAGUCCCAAAGCUUCAGCCACAACGGGCAAGACUACAAAGCAACGCAUCUUCGAUACGAGUGGAACCGGCACCGACCUCCGUGCCAGGAAUAUAGCAUACCCCACUCGCGGUAAGCAGGAAGGCACAACGGCUCCGCCUGGAUUCAUGAAACCCAUUGGGGUCGACGCGCCAAUGGAAGGCCAACGACCACAAUCUGAGCUACCUUCGUCCCCAAACACCGGGUCUGCCGCUCAAACUGAGCAUGCUGUAGCACGAAUCCCAACCAUCAAGAGGGAAAUUGAAGUCACCGAGGAACAACCUGCAGAUGAGGGAAAGAAACGUAAGAAGAAGAAGCAGAGAGUUUCCAUCGGUGAAUAG
Molecule: messenger RNA, 810 nt
Organism: Pleurotus ostreatus (oyster mushroom)
Lineage: Eukaryota; Fungi; Basidiomycota; Agaricomycetes; Agaricales; Pleurotaceae
Exons: 3
Coding region: 1-810 (269 amino acids)
Source: RefSeq, a predicted model, not a curated record